Messenger RNA from Lepisosteus oculatus (spotted gar), 4394 nucleotides. NCBI's taxonomy places the organism in Eukaryota, Metazoa, Chordata, Actinopteri, Semionotiformes, Lepisosteidae. The record is from RefSeq and is a predicted model, not a curated record.
CCACCUUUGCUGUUACUUUGGGUCCCCUCUUGACGUUCGAGCCCAUAACAUCUUCUGAAAACGUCCCUGUGAAGAAAAAUAGAACGAAAACGCAGAACACCGUCCUCGGUUCCAUUUUGCUUUUUUUCCAGGAAAGACGUGGACAACUAAACCGCAGUCUCAAGAAAUCUGGAUUUCACUCAGAGAAUACUUCCUGGGGAAGGCAGAUCCCACCUCUUAAAGAGAGCAGACGAAUUGCAAGAACGAUGUUUGUGGAGGGAACUCCUGUAAUACAGCAACAGUAUGAAGAAAUCUCAGGAUGACAGGAGUGUUAUAUGAAAAUGCCCACAGAUCACACUCAUUCACUUCCCGUCCCAUUCACCAUGAUGUCCUGGGUUGAGGUAUGACUUGGAUUCCACCCUUGGAGAUGCUGAAACCCGGUGAGCCCAGCGGAUCUGCUUUCUUGAAGGUGGACCCAGCUUACAUUCAGCACUGGCAACAGCUGUUCCCACAAAGCCAGCCGAAGAGCGGAGCCCAUAACCAGAUUCAGCCGCCCGAAAGAGCAGAUAUUUCGGCAGAGAGCCUCCGUCAGCGUCCGACCUCCAUCUCCUCCACCUCAUCGUCAUCCGCUUCAACCCCAUCUUCCUCCUCCUCAACCUCUUCAAUCUCUUCGCUAGCAGGUCUAACACAGUUGUCUGUGCCCCAGAUUGCACUUUUUGGACACUCGCAAUGCUCCGAAAUCCACACCCCGGGAAUCACCGCUCAAGCCAAAGACCUUUGCUUGUCAUCCAACUGUAAAAAUGACACAAGACCAAAGUUUAAAUUUACUUCUGAGGAGUUAGACUAUUACCUCUAUGGACAGCAGAGAAUGGAAAUAAUCCCCUUGAACAAUCACACCAGCGAUCCCAAUAAUCGCUGUGACAUGUGUGCAGACAACCGGAAUGGUGAGUGCCCCAUGCACGGCCCCCUUCAUUCUCUACGCCGGCUGGUAGGAACCAGCAGCGCUGUAGCGGCUGUAGCCCCUCCAGAGAUUCCCGAGUGGCUGCGUGACCUACCUAGAGAGGUGUGUCUCUGCACCAGUACUGUGCCGGGACUCGGUUAUGGCAUCUGUGCAGCACAAAGGAUCCCCCAGGGCACCUGGAUUGGGCCUUUUCAAGGAGUUCCCCUUCUCCUGGACAAGAUACAGACUGGGACAUUGAGGAACACACGUCACCUGUGGGAGAUUUAUGACCAGGAAGGGACAUUACAGCACUUUAUCGAUGGCAGCGAGCCCGGCAAGUCGAGCUGGAUGAGAUAUAUCCGAUGUGCAAGACACUGUGGAGAGCAGAACAUGAUGGUGGUUCAAUAUAGAUCGUGUAUAUUCUACAGAGCAUGCAUGGAUAUUCCCAGAGGAACAGAGCUACUCGUCUGGUACAAUGACAGCUACACAUCCUUCUUUGGAAUCCCUCUUCAGUGCAUUGCACAGGAUGAGAACUUGAACGUCCCAGCAUCUGUCAUGGAAGCGAUGUCCAGACAGGAGACUCUUCAGCCCUUCAACAAGACCGGCAAACCUCCCUCGGUUGCACUGCUCCGGUCCAUGGUCUUCCCACACUCUCCCUGCACAAGGAGCUUCUCUCUUUUGGACAAGCCUGGGCAUGGAGAAUCUGGGUUUAACCAGAUGAAUGCCAAAAACCAGCGGGUUCUCGCCAGCCCAACGUCUACAAGCCAACUGAGCACAGAGUUCAGCGACUGGCACCUUUGGAAGUGUGGUCAAUGCUUUAAGACUUUCACUCAGCGAAUCCUCCUUCAGAUGCAUGUGUGCACACAGAAUCCUGACAGACCUUACCAGUGUGGGCACUGCUCCCAGUCCUUCUCCCAGCCCUCUGAGCUUCGGAAUCAUGUUGUCACCCACUCAAGCGACAGGCCUUUUAAGUGUGGCUACUGUGGGCGCGCCUUUGCUGGGGCGACAACCCUCAACAACCACAUCCGCACACACACCGGGGAGAAGCCAUUCAAGUGUGAGAGGUGCGAGCGGAGCUUCACUCAGGCCACCCAGCUGAGUCGACACCAGAGGAUGCCCAAUGAGUGCAAGCCGAUAACGGAGAGCACAGAAUCAAUUGAAGUGGAUUAACUGAUUGACUGGCUGGAAUUAAACUGCAAGGAAAGUCAUGAUUAAAUGUCACGGACACUUAAGCAAAACCAAAGAUUUCCUCUGAGCAACUUUCAAUCAGUCCCAGAAAACCAAAAGCAGUAAUAAAAUAAGUGAGAUGUUAAGAGAUAUUGAUCCUGGCAUGGAUGAGAGACUAGGAUGGGGCGGGGGAAGAGGAGUGUGCGUGUGUGUUGGUGGGUGGAUGGGGGAUUAUUUAUUUAUGACUUGGGUUCCCAGUAUUUUAAGUGGACAAGAAAGCUGGGACUGCACAGAUAUCAAAACACCCUGCUUCUGUAUCAAAGAUUUUCUUACUAUUAUUUAAUACCAAAGUGACAAGACUAUUUGGGGACUACAUAAGAUACCCACAUUACUGAGUGAGAAUGCACAAUAAUUUUUUUAUUGCAUCGUUUCUUAAGCAUGAUUUGAGAAGGUACAGAAAAAUUGUCCCUUUAUGUUUCGCCUUGAUGUGGAUAUCAUUAUAAUAAGAUGUGAUAUUUGAACUUUGAAGGAAUAAUUCUCAAUGUAAAAUAGAAAACCAAAGGAUAUUUAUCUUCCAUUACACUCGUAUAAUGUUUUGUGCACUUUUUAAAAAUGUCUACUUUUUUUAACUAUGUCACAGGAAUGUGUAAAACUAAUUUAAAAAGUCUGCUUAAAUUUAGUGUUCCAAACACACUGAAAACAGUAUUUUAUUCAGUGCAAAUGGAAAGUAUUUCCUGUAAAGAUGGAUUGCAAAUCUGUUGUACCUCAUGAAAAAACUCUGCUGUCAAGCUGAGUAGCAUCCUAAACAUCAGAGAGAAAAAUAACAAUUUAAUUAGUUUUGUCUAGGAAAAGGUAUCUUGAUAAUGGCUGUAAAAAGUAUUCAUAUAUUUUUUUUAUUUUUUAAAGUGACUAUACAUUUUAGGAUAAACCAUUUUCUUUCUGUGUAAAAAGUUUUAAAUAUAAUCUUGGUAAUGUAAACCCAAAACAGAGAGAAACCACUUGAUAAUGAUAUUCUACUUAAGCAAUUCAAGUUUCAAUAAGAGAUGAUUGACAUCGAAAACAGAUUUACUUUUUACUCAAAAGAACUUUCCAAUUUUUACAUUGACCUGGCUGAAAUAAGGGAGGCAGCCAAUUUAAUGUAAAUCAAAUAAAUGCACUAAAUAAUGACAAAAAUGAGGUUUUAAUCCUGCUGGGUUAUUAAGUGUGGUUUAAUUUUUUUUUCUAUUUGAUUUUUUUACUUUAUUUUGGAGUGUUUAGUAAAUUCUAAACCUUAUUUUGUGUUAUUUACAGUAUCAUGAGUUCAGAUUAAAUAAAUACAUCAGCUAGGCUCUGAUUGAUGAGGAGCUGUGAAAUGUGUGAGAUAAUCAUUAGCUUUAAUGUAUAGAAUUGUACUGUCCUUAAAUUUAUAGUCACUUUAACAAAUCACCAAUGGGGCUUUUUGUGUAACACCAAUACUUACUGUAGCUUUCACUGCUUAUAAUUUUUUUUUUAUUUUAAAAGGCAAAAAUUGGGCCAAGAAUUGCAAUCAACAGUCAGAUUCAAAGAAUAUAAGCGAAUAAUCUUCACUAUUUAUAUAUUUUUUUGUAAUUUCUAUAUAAACAUUGUAGUGGAUGUACAGUAUUAAAAAUGAAACUUUGGCAAGCAUUCAAAAAAUUUCACUGUAUUUCUGACAAAUAACUCACCUUUUUUGCUCAUUGCCAUAAAAAUCCUUUUUUUCCAGACUGUAUUCCUUAGUAUUUGAAAUACUUAUGCAAGGACUACCAGCACAAUGCCAAAGCAAGAAUUUCCUGUAUAUAUGCAUUCUAACUUUGACGACUUCAACUAAACAUACCAGCAUUCUUCCAGUGCCAAAGAGAGUAGGAAAUACACUUUAAUUUGGAGACGUAUAUGCAAAUUCAUACAGGUUAUCUAUUCUGUUACCAAACUGUGGGUGUUGUACAUAAUUUUAACCUUUUACCUGUGUGUUGAAGUGGGCAGCUGGGGUGCUUUUGCCAGACUGUGCUAUUAUUUUGAAAAGGGAAUCAUCAAUGUGUUUUAAUUCAUGUACUCAGUGGAGUGUCACCCUCUGAAUUCUGAUGUUCUGUGUCUCUGAUAUCUGCAUCCAUUAUUAGUAGUUAAAUGGUUAAAGACAUGAUAUUAUUUUCAUGAUAAGAAGCUUUGGUUUUUACAUUCCUGACUGUUAUUUUUAUGUACACCACAGAAGAUUACAGAUGCUUUUUGCUUGUAUUUUAUUAUAUAUUAUUAUUGUCUGUUUAAAGCACUGUGCUCAUUUCAUUGACUAUUAAAAGAGUGGCAGGCUUGAAUUUCA